AGUAGCGUUGUCCGUAGGUCCUCAGCCCUGUGUCCUCGGCCACCGACCCAGCUGCUGACCUGUAUCCACCCCUCCCCUGCCUUUAGAGGGUACAGGCGACAGCAGUUUCUCUAGGUGGUCGAACAGCCGCCAAACGUCUCCGUCGAGCUGCUUUUUCUAGUUGGCGGCUCCUCUGGGCUGCGUCCAGGUCGGGGGGUGGGGAAAAAUGGCGCCGGCGCCCCAAGGCGUCCGGGAGGAGCCGCUGCUGGAGUGUGGGUCCGGACUGCUUUCCCGGCUGCUCUUCCUCGCCCAGGCAGUCCUCCUCCUGCUGCCGGCCGCCCGGGCAGGCCUCUGCCCCGCGCCCUGCUCCUGCCGCAUCCCUCUGUUGGAUUGCAGUCGCAGGAAACUGCCAGCGCCCAGCUGGAGGGCGCUGUCGAGCUCACUGCCCCCCGACGCCGUCAGCCUGGAUUUGAGUCAUAAUCGGUUGUCUAACUGGAACAUAAGCUUGGAAUCUCAAACAUUACAAGAAGUGAAAAUGAAUUAUAAUGAGCUAACUGAAAUCCCAUAUUUUGGAGAACCAACCACUAAUAUUACUCUUCUCUCAUUAGUCCAUAAUAUAAUCCCAGAAAUAAAUGCAGAAGCAUUCCAGUUUUACCCUGCUCUCGAGAGUUUAGAUCUCAGCUCAAAUAUAAUAUCAGAAGUCAAGACAUCUUCAUUUCCUCGAAUGCAGCUUAAAUACCUGAAUUUGAGCAAUAAUAGGAUAACCAUCUUGGAGGCUGGUUGCUUCGAUAAUUUGUCAAGUUCCUUAUUAGUGGUAAAGUUAAACAGGAAUAGAAUUAGCAUGAUUCCACCCAAGAUCUUCAAGCUACCUCACCUCCAAUUCUUGGAACUUAAAAGAAACAGGAUUAAAGUUGUGGAAGGUCUCACAUUCCAAGGUCUAGACUCCUUAAGAUCUUUGAAAAUGCAGCGGAAUGGAAUUAGCAAACUCAAGGAUGGAGCUUUUUUUGGCUUGGAUAACAUGGAAGAAUUAGAACUGGAGCAUAAUAACCUUACAGAAGUGAACAAGGGGUGGUUGUAUGGCUUGCGAAUGUUACAACAGCUCUAUGUGAGCCAGAAUGCUGUUGAAAGAAUCAGCCCUGAUGCAUGGGAGUUCUGCCAAAGACUGUCUGAACUUGAUUUGUCCUAUAACCAGUUGACCCGCCUGGAUGAAUCUGCCUUUGUGGGUCUGAGCUUACUGGAGAGAUUGAACUUAGGGGACAACAGAGUCACUCACAUUGCUGAUGGUGUAUUUAGGUUUCUUUCCAAUCUUCAGACACUAAACUUAAGAAACAAUGAAAUUUCAUGGGCCAUAGAAGAUGCUAGUGAAGCCUUUGCUGGACUCACAAGUCUCACUAAAUUAAUCUUACAAGGAAAUCAGAUUAAGUCAAUUACAAAGAAAGCAUUCAUUGGUCUUGAAUCCCUUGAGCAUCUAGAUUUGAACAACAAUGCCAUAAUGUCUAUCCAAGAAAAUGCUUUUUCCCAGACUCGCUUGAAAGAACUAAUUCUGAACACAAGCAGUUUGCUCUGUGACUGCCAUUUGAAGUGGUUGCUUCAGUGGCUGGUUGAUAAUAACUUUCAACAUUCUGUGAAUGUAAGCUGUGCACACCCUGAAUGGCUAGCAGGGCAAAGCAUCCUGAAUGUGGAUCUGAAAGAUUUUGUCUGUGAUGAUUUUCUCAAGCCACAGAUAAGAACCCAUCCUGAAACCACAGUUGCUCUAAGAAGCAUGAACGUGACUCUGACAUGCACUGCAGUGAGCAGCAGUGAUUCACCCAUGUCUACUUUGUGGCGCAAAGACAGUGAAAUCUUGUAUGAUGCUGAUAUUGAGAAUUUUGUUCGUUAUCAGCAACAAGCUGGAGAAGCUCUGGAAUAUACUAGUGUCUUACAUCUUUUCAAUGUAAAUUUCACAGAUGAAGGAAAAUAUCAGUGUAUUAUUACUAAUCACUUUGGUUCUAACUAUUCUCAUAAAGCCAAACUGACUGUGAAUGAGAUGCCAUCUUUUCUGAAAACUCCAAUGGAUCUAACUAUUCGCACUGGUGCCAUGGCCAGAUUAGAAUGUGCUGCAGAGGGGCACCCUGCACCUCAGAUUUCCUGGCAGAAAGAUGGUGGUACUGACUUUCCUGCAGCUCGAGAGAGACGCAUGCAUGUCAUGCCUGAGGAUGAUGUCUUCUUCAUUGCAAAUGUGAAAAUAGAAGACAUGGGGAUCUAUAGCUGCAUGGCACAGAACAUAGCAGGCGGCCUCUCAGCAAAUGCUUCAUUAAUCGUGUUAGAGACACCCUCAUUUAUUAGACCUCUGGAGGACAAGACAGUAACCCGAGGUGAAACUGCAGUAUUACAGUGCAUAGCUGGAGGGAGUCCUGCCCCUCGCCUCAACUGGACCAAAGAUGAUGGACCACUGCUGGUGACAGAACGGCACUUCUUUGCUGCAGCCAACCAGCUUCUCAUCAUUGUAGAUGCUGGGCUAGAAGAUGCUGGGAAAUAUACCUGCAUUAUGUCCAACACCCUUGGGACAGAACGUGGUCACAUUUACCUAAAUGUGAUUUCCACCCCCAAUUGUGACUCUUCCCAGAGUAGCAUUGGGCAUGAAGAUGAUGGGUGGACCACAGUUGGCAUUGUCAUCAUUGUUGUGGUCUGCUGUGUUGUGGGUACCUCUUUGAUCUGGGUCAUUGUUAUUUACCACAUGAGAAGGAAAAAUGAAGACUAUAGUAUCACGAACACAGACGAGCUCAAUCUGCCUGCAGACAUUCCCAGCUACUUGUCUUCCCAAGGAACACUGUCUGAGCCACAGGAAGGCUACAGCAACUCUGAGGCAGGUAGUCAUCAGCAACUUAUGCCUCCUGCCAAUGGAUAUUUACACAAAGGCGCUGAUGGUGGCACUGGCACCCGGGUUAUCUGCUCAGAUUGUUAUGACAAUGCUAACAUCUACUCCCGGACCCGAGAAUACUGUCCAUACACCUAUAUUGCUGAAGAGGAUGUUCUAGAUCAGACACUGUCCAGCCUUAUGGUCCAAAUGCCCAAAGAGACUUAUUUGGCACAUCUUCCCCAAGAUGCCACCACCCUGGAGAGCCUGGUAUCUGCAGCAGAUAGAGAGAUGUCUGCCUUUCCCACCAACCAUGAGAGGAUAAAUGAGAAGAAACUUUCCUCCACACAGAAGAGCAGUGAACCCUUGCAGCGGCCUCUGUGGAACAUAAGCAAAGAACCAGGUAUGCCUCAUCCUCCUUUAUCGCAGCAGUCAGUCUUUGAGUCACCACAACUCCAUCAAAACGAGGGCCUGGCAGAGAGUGAUCCAGACUGUUCCACUUCCCCCAUGCCCUGUCACAGGUUACACGACCACACUUUUGAUUUUAGUAGGACUCGGAACAUUCAAGAUGGCAGUGAGGGCACAUGAAACUCACUCCAGAAUGAAAUCUGGGCAGACUCAAAUUAGUUGAUUUUGUAUUUACUACCUCAGAGUUUGGAAGAAACCCCAAAGUCAGCAUUUGCUUUGCUCUUUGUCUACAAUUACAUCUGACCACAUCAAGGGGGCCCAGACAUUUGUUUGGGCUUAUACUUGACGAAAAAAGGGUAAUGGCUGACAGAAAUGGGUACAUCUAAUAGAAUAUGUGCAACACAGGAGGAGGAAGAUAGAGGACAGAGUGCUGUCUUAUGGUUCUACUGGGAUGUGCCCAGGUGCUCAUUGCCUGUUAGGGAGAGUCUCAUUGCUGCUUAACACCCUGGAUUGUCUCAACCUACCGAAUGAUCCUGAGUAAACAACGCUGUUCUAUUUUGCCUUCCAAGGAACAAAAAUAACUUUGGAGCCCCCCGGGAAGUGUGCCUGGGAUUCUGCAGUGGUUUUAAUCCUAUAGUUGAGAGUGGGGCUUUGAUAUUCAAGGUCUUCGACAAGAAUCCUAGACUUGACCAACUACUGCUAGGUCGAGUGUUUUGUAUUCUUGUGAAUCUCUCUCUUUCUCUCUCUCUCUUUUUUUUUUGGUCCCUGUCACCCAGGGAUCUCACUGUAUAUAUAUGUGCAUUUAUAAAUAAUUUUCGUAUUCAUUGGUCAUAUGUGUUGCAAUGUAAAUAUUUUUGAUACGCCAAAAUUAUAUAUAAUAUUCAGUUAUAAUAUUGACAGCUGCUUCUCAGACCACAGAUUUUGUACAACUUGGUUUAGUGAAUCCAAAGACUUUGUUUAAAGUUUUAAAUACGUAUUUGUUAAGAAGUAUAAGUAUAGAAGCAGGGUACCUAGUAAUUGUGUACACACAAACACAAUCUUGGUGUAAUUAACCACUUUCUUUAUGCCUAAAGAUUUGUACAGCUAAUCAUUUGUCAUCUGUUUACAAGUGCCAGGUAAUAUAAUCUUUCAAAAUAUAAUCUUUCAAAAAGGCUUUUUCAAACGACUAGCAGUCUUGUCAUUGUUAUAUGCACAUAGAUAAAGGAAAACUUGUUUGGGGAAUAUCUUCCUUCAGCAAAGUACUUAGUUGAUGAGGAAACCAAAGAUUGCUUUUUUUCUGUGUGUGUGUGUGUGUGUGUGUUUUUUAAAAUAAUAUCUCUUCUACCAAUGCACAGUAUGUCUUAAGAAGGGAAGACUGCUUUUGGGAGUAGAAGAACGUGCAGAAAUUCUUAUACUGUAAAGCUUUAGAGUGGUCCUUGUUUUGUACAAGUGAUUUUUUUUUUU
Delphinapterus leucas (beluga whale) is the source of this 4666-nucleotide messenger RNA. It is a transcript of the gene LRIG2, whose product is annotated as leucine rich repeats and immunoglobulin like domains 2. Gene Ontology annotation, molecular function: protein binding. NCBI's taxonomy places the organism in Eukaryota, Metazoa, Chordata, Mammalia, Artiodactyla, Monodontidae. Gene Ontology annotation, cellular component: extracellular matrix. The record is from RefSeq and is a predicted model, not a curated record.